GCAGCGGGGAGCAGGGGGCCCGCCCGCGGGAUGCUCUGGGGCCGGGGGUGAGACGCUCCCUGGAUUGUGCUUCGAGUCCUGCUCUCCGCUGGCGGCACCGAGGGGCCAUGUUGGUUGGAUUUCCUACUGGUGAGCGAGCCCCUCCAGCUCCGCAUCCCUAGGGCCGGCCCUGCGACUCCUGGGUGCUGCAUUUCCUCGGAGGGUUCUGUGCGCACCCCCCCAGGGGCUACUGAGACCCAGCGCUUUUGCACGAAGCCUUGGGCAGACAUUUCGGAUGAGGCUCCUAGUGGCGUGGCUCUACCAUGGGCACCAAGCAGACCAAAGGAUGCCAGCCUCCCAGUGCAGGAGGGAGCCCUCAGUCCCACAAUCCAUGCUCUCGCAAGAAGAUGCCAGCCAGGGACCGGGGAGACUUCCUCGCCUCCUUCAUGGUGAAGUCCGGUGAUAAGUUUGGGAAGAGUGGUGGCAACCUACCCCCUUAUCACCGCCGGAUCAGCAUGAUCCAGGACAUGCUGCUGCUGGUGAAGCAAGGAAAACAGGAGGAGGCGACUGAACUUCUGAAACACCUGCGGCAGGAUUUAGGAAUGGAAUCGACCUCUCUGGAUGACGUCUUGUACAGAUACGCCAGCUUCCGAAACCUAGUGGAUCCAAUCACCCACGAUUUGAUCAUCAGUCUCGCUAGAUACAUCCAUUGCCCCAAAGCGGAGGGAGACUCACUGGGGGCCAUGGAGAAGCUCUGCAGGCAGCUGACCUAUCACCUCAGCCCCCAUUCGCAGUGGAAACGCCAAGGGAUCAUGAAGAGGAAGCCUCAGUCCUGCUUGAAAGCUAUCCUGGUGGGGAUGCCUCAUGACAACACAGUAGAUCUCUCUGGUAUCCCUCUGACGCUGAAGGACUUGGACUGCAUCAUCUCAUUCCUGCAACACAGCUCGGAGCACAUUGACAACGUGGAGCUAUGCUUCACGGAGCUGACUGACGAGCUGUUCCUUCAGCUUCUGCCCAUCCUCAGUGGCCUGCCUCACCUCACCACUCUCUCCCUGAAUGGCAACAGACUCACCAAAGCAAUCCUUCGGGACCUGACAGAAACGCUGAAGGACCCCAGGAAGUUCUCCAGCGUGACGUGGAUUGAUCUGGGCAACAACGUGGACAUAUUUUCUUUGCCGCAGCCAUUUUUGGUCAGCCUCAAGAAACGCUGUCCCAAGCAAGGCAACUUACCAACCAUUCUGGAGUUCGGAGAGGGCCAGAUGAGCGACUUGGAAAGUCAAGAGGGCUUAGCAGAGAGUGAAGAGGACACUGGUUGGGAGAGUCAAGAAGUUGGGACUCUGACAAAUAAAUGCAGCUCUGAGCAGGAAACUUCAUGUGUUCAGCUGGGUGUCUCUUGAUUGGGUACUUUGAAAAGGACACUUUAAAACUGAUACCUCACCUAUGAAGGUUCUUAUUAAAUGUUGAUUUACAUGGUCUGAUGUCUACACACGCAAUGGUUUUGAGUGUUGCUUCAUCAGUUUCCUCGCAUCAUGCAUGUCAACUUCUUUCUUUUCAUUGAGAUCAUUAAAAUGUGCUCAAGGUGUAUAGUUAUAGUCUGUUAAGCUGGCCAUGUAUUUUGAAACAUGAGUGUUGAGCUGUGCUUUUUUCCCUCUCUCUAAAAAAGUCCUCCAAAACUGUAUCACCAAUGUAUGGUAAUGCCAGUUCCUUAAAUAGCACCCAAGAAAAGAAAACAGCAAAUGGAAUUUGUAGAAGUAGCUGUUUUGCGAAGAGAUCAUUCGUACUGUGUCUAGCAAAAUCAUGGCUUUAACAGUUUCUCUCUUGUAGAUGAUGAAUCCUAAGGAGGAUCCUUAUGGAGACCAGUGGAACCUACAGCCGUCAUGGUCCUCGGGGGCGAGGGG
This is a messenger RNA of Pelodiscus sinensis (Chinese soft-shelled turtle), 1877 nucleotides long. It is a transcript of the gene LRRC75A, whose product is annotated as leucine rich repeat containing 75A. The record is from RefSeq and is a predicted model, not a curated record. Lineage: Eukaryota; Metazoa; Chordata; Testudines; Trionychidae.